UUAGUUACGUCGUACGAGAUGCCUCGUAAGAUUUCUAACCUAACUUUAACAAUUAUUUAUUACUACUGUUACUCCAUUGUCAGUCUCUUACCUGUAAAUUCCUCUUUGCCAUCAAUAUGGCAAUAGAUCUCUUGGUAGUAAGCAAAACAAAGUUCCAUUUUAAAAGGUACAUAUGUAUGAAACCAACGAUUAUUAUGUCGUUGAAUUUAGUGAAAUAAUUGUAAAAGACUGAACACGUGUGUUGUGUGUGUAUAUAUAUAUAUAUAUAUAUAUAUAUAUAUAUAUAUAUGUACAUAUAUGCAUAUGUAUACUGUAUAUGUAUAUAUAUUUAUCUUGGACUCGAUGUAUGUAUCAUCAGUACAGAAUGGUUUCGCGUAAAAAGAACGACAGUCAAUCCAAUAUUUUAUUGCCGAUUUUAGUAAGUGCCUGUGCUAUUCCUAUAUCAAUGUUGUUUUGGUCGAUAAACGUCCUUUAUUCAACCUUCUCAUCGGAAUCUGAAGGUUAUAACGAGGAAUCAUUACAAAUAUCACCAUGGAGAUGGUUGGCAGCUAUAAUAAUUCCAAUAACAUUUGUUUUUUGGGGCCUAAAGAAGAAAAGCUUAGAUAUAUCUGGAGCUAUAUUUGGACUGUUCGUGGGUUUCAUAUUGACGCUCACUAGUUUUAGUCAUUUAAUAUGUUUAAUAAUAUUUUUCAUUACUGGAUCAAAAGCAACCAAAUUUCGUUGUAACUUGAAAAAGGUACAAGAGAAAGGAUAUAAGGAAGGUGGACAGAGAACAUGGAUUCAAGUAUUGUGCAAUGGUGGAAUGCCUACUCAAUUAGCUUUGUUAUACCUUUUGGAUGUUGGAUGUGGAGAACAUCCUAUUGAUUUUGAUAAGAAUUACAGAAGUUCAUGGUUAUCGGUAGGAAUAUUAGCGGCUUUUGCUUGUUGCAAUGGUGAUACAUGGGCUUCUGAAUUUGGUACAGUAUUGGGUAGUGGUGAUCCAUUUCUUAUUACAACAAGAAAACGAGUACCACGUGGAACGAACGGCGGGGUAUCAUGGAUAGGUCUAUUGUUUUCUGCUCUUGGCGGAAUAAGUAUAGGUUUGGGCUUUUUCUUCACUACAUUGUACGCUGUAGAUACAGCGACACUAGAGUUAGCAGCACCGCAAUGGCCUAUUAUUAUCAUAGGUGGAAUAGCAGGACUGUUCGGUAGUCUUUUAGAUUCUAUAUUAGGGGCAACAUUACAAUAUUCAGGUAUAGAUAAAGAGGGAUUGAUAGUUCAACAUCCAGGGAAAGGAGUAAAACAUAUCAGUGGUAGACAGAUAUUAGAUAAUCAUAGUGUUAAUCUUUUAUCAUCUAUUAUUAUUGCUCUUACUUUUCCUAAAGUGGCAAAUGUAAUUUGGCCAUGAGAUAGAUCUUAUAGAAUAAUUGUAUCAUUUAUUUAGUCAUAUAAGACAUUUUCAAUUUCCUUUAUAUUUUACUAAAUAACUAUAUUUGAAGAUAUUGACAAUAUAUAUAUAUAUAUUUUUUUUUUGUUCGUUGAAUUUUCCAAUUAACCUUCGAUGGAAGAAUUCACUCAUACGUCUGAAAUGUUUAUGCCAAAUUAAUUUAUUAGAGGUUAUCACAAUUAUUAUACAAUAUGUUUUUCAUUUAUUAAUAGACUGUUUUACUCAGGUAUACGUUAUGUGGGAACAGGGAAUUACAUAGAAAUAAUACUGCACCAUUUAGAAGAUGAUAUUAAGAUUUUGUUUAAAUUAUUCUUAACUAUCGAUAAAAGAUAUUUAUGCAUUAUAAGAUGUAUCUUGCAUCGAUACUGAUAUUAUUUUAUUCUUUAGUUAUGUAUAUAUCCAUAUUUAGAGUUGACUUUUUAUAAAAGAUUUGAUCAAUACAAAAAAUAUAUCGUAAUUACGAAAAUAAAAAAAAAAAUAAAAAAAUGCAAUAAUUUCAGAAUAUAUUGUUGAAAUAAUUGUUAAAAUUUCUUAUUAUAAGAUCGAAUAAAAUAUAUGAAAUUUUUUAUACGCUCUUCGUUUGGUGGCUUUUGCACUAUUACGGAAAUCGAACGUAAGUUUCGUCAUAUUAUUAAACAUAGGUAAUUUUAACAUUUAUAUGUAUAUAUAUUUAUACAUAUAUAUUUUUUUCUUUUAAUUUUCUUUUUUUUAUUUACUCGCUUACGCAUCAUCGUGAUACAUUUUAUACGAACGAAUUACUAUGAAAUUUUUACUUAGCAAUGAAGAAUUCGAUUAUCUUCAUUAUUUUCUUCGUCAUAGGGGGAAAAAAAAAAAAGCUUUAAUUUUUAUAUAUAAACGUUUAUGUAUCUAUAUAGUUAGAAUGAUAUUAAUCACACAGAUAUUUUCAUUACUGCCCAUUAGAUUUCAAUAAAAGUUAACAAUCAUAAAGAAUAUAUUUGUGAUGAUAUAGAUAUCAUUUAUUAUCAUUAUCAUUAACUAUUAUUACUAUUACAUUCACUCCCGUUGAAAUAUAUAUUACAAAUGUUACUAUUACUAUAAUUAACGUACAAUCGUGAUCCUUAUAUAUCUUCGUUGAAUAAUAUAGAAUUUUCUUAAAUACAGAUAAAAUUAUCUUUUAGAUAUCCAUAUGUUCUACGUGGUGUAUCUAUUUAUUUAUCUAUCUAUCUAUCUAUCUAUCUAUAUAUUUGUCUAUCUAUUUGUCUAUCUAUUUGUCUAUUUAUCUAUGUAUAUACAUCGUACAUAAACGUAUUAAUAUUAGAAGGAUCAGAAUGAAAUAUAAUUGUAAUUUCUUCUCGCGAAAUUUCUACACUCUCUCGAUAAUUAUUCGCAGAUACAUUUGUUUAUACAAUAUAUACGUACUUACAUAAUUAAUAUUUUUUAUUGGAACUAUAGAAUCAAUUACAAAAAAUUAAAAUUGCUGCAAACAUUAAAGGUGUAUGCAAACAACAAAAUUGUAUGUUAUAUGACAAAUCAAAAUGAUUUUAUGUAUAUGUACAUGUAUAUUUAUUUUUUUUUCUAUGAUAAUAAUAAUAAUAAUAAAAAAAUAAAAAAAAAAAAAAAAAAAAAAGAAAAAAAACAGAGCAAUAUUCUACGUAAGUACUAAAGUUUGCAAUGGCAAAUCGAUCGAUUGAUAUGCUUUUUAAAAAUGAUUGCGAUUGCUAUUGCGAUUAGAUGUAAAUAAUAAGUUAGACGAAUACGCGAUGUUCGAUCGAAUAUUUAAAAAUGAACGAUAUAAAAAAUAAUGACAUUAAUAUCAAUGUAAUUAUAUUUUAAUCAGGUACAUAAUUGUAUGUUAAACUUUGCAAUAUUUUGUAUUAUUUUUAGCAGACAAAAGGGGUUUUCAAAGUUUCACGAGGCCGCUCAUGUAAUUUACAUAAAAAGAAAUGAUUGUUCCACAUGUUUUAUUGUUAUUAAUAUUGUUAUUAUUAUUAUUAUUACUAUUAUUAUUACUAUUAUUAUUAUUAUUAUUAUUAUUAUUAUUAUUAUUAUUAUUAUUAUUAUUAUUAUUAUUAUUAUUAUUAUUAUUAUCCUGAUUCGGUUAAAGAACAUAACAAGUAUGCAAUAGAAUGUAAUUAUUUAUCCUCUUUUUAAAGAAUAACAGAUACAUUGCAUUUCGUGAAACUAUAAUAUAAGAGAACAUAAUUAUUGACAAGAGUCUUGGUGUAUAUAUUUAUUAAUGGGCUAAUCAGCGAGUAACAUGAAAUAUCAAAUUUAUAAUUAUUUCAUAAGAAAUAUAUAUAUAUAUAUAUAUAUAUAUAUAUUUACCACAAAUAUUUUGGAAUAAUUAUAAUAAAAACGAUUAACAAAUUGAUAUAUUUCAUCAAACAUUGCAUUCUCGUCGUUCGUAUAUUAAAAUUUUAAGUUUAAUCGAUAAUAUACCGAACAAAGUAUCUAUAUAUAAUUUAAAUAACAUUAAUUUAACAAAUAAUUCGCAAUAACUUCGUCUACGAAUAUUUAAUCGAUAUAAUUGUCGAUCAUAAAUCGAAUUAACAAGUUGAUAAAAUAAACUAAGAUCAUUUCUUUCAUUAAUUUGGCAAAUAAUAUGAAUAGAACGAGGAAUUUAAUGUACGCGUAUAAUAAGUUCCGAAUAUCAAAUAAUUAUAAUAAAAAUGUUCCGAUAAGAAAAA
Molecule: messenger RNA, 4074 nt
Organism: Vespa crabro (European hornet)
Lineage: Eukaryota; Metazoa; Arthropoda; Insecta; Hymenoptera; Vespidae
Product: transmembrane protein 19
Exons: 7
Coding region: 317-1387 (356 amino acids)
Cellular component (GO): membrane
Source: RefSeq, a predicted model, not a curated record